Molecule: messenger RNA, 6089 nt
Organism: Sphaerodactylus townsendi
Lineage: Eukaryota; Metazoa; Chordata; Lepidosauria; Squamata; Sphaerodactylidae
Gene: HGF
Product: hepatocyte growth factor
Exons: 18
Coding region: 150-2306 (718 amino acids)
Biological process (GO): proteolysis
Molecular function (GO): serine-type endopeptidase activity; signaling receptor binding
Source: RefSeq, a predicted model, not a curated record
GGGAGUUGGGACCCGGCGCUUGCCAGUGGAUCACGCCGCCAGCCGCGCUCCGCAGCAGCUCGCCUCCCUCGCUUGACCUCCCUCGCUGGGCAUCUCCUCUUCCCAUCCCGAGGCGACCUUUGGCGACGCGGCCCGAAACUUGCCACCCCAUGUGGACCAAGGCACUUUUGCCCCUGGGGCUCCUCCUGCAUGGCAUCCUGGCCGCCUCUUUGGCAGCAGGCAAGGGGAAAAGAAAUGCUCUUCAUGACUACAGAAAAACAGCUGACAUGAUGUUACUGAGGAUGGACAAAAUACUGAAAGUGAAGACCAAGCUGCUAAACACCACUGAACAGUGUGCCAAGCGAUGUAGCAGAGGUAGAGGACUUUCAUUCACUUGCAAGGCUUUUGCAUUUGAUAAAGUGGUCAAACGCUGCCAUUGGCUAUCCUUCACGAGCCUAGAAAAUGGAGUGCGGAGCAAACAAGACAACACUUUUGAUCUCUAUGAAAACAAAGACUAUGUUAGAAAUUGUAUCAUUGGUAAAGGAGCAGCUUACAAAGGAACUAUAUCAGUCACAAAGAGUGGCGUCCGGUGUCAGGCGUGGAAUUCUACAAUACCUCAUGAACACAGCUUUUUGCCUUCGAGCUAUCGAGGUAAAGAUCUUCGAGAAAAUUACUGCCGGAACCCCCGAGGGGAAGAAGGGGGGCCCUGGUGUUUCACAAGCAACCCAAAGAUCCGUCAUGAAGUUUGUGAUGUUCCUCUCUGUUCAGAAGUUGAAUGCAUGACAUGCAAUGGGGAAAGCUACAGAGGUCCCAUGGACCGCACGGAGACUGGCAAGGAAUGUCAGCGUUGGGAUCUUCAGAGACCGCAUAGGCACUCCCAUCGUCCAGAGAGACAUCCUGACAAAGGCCUUGAUGAUAAUUACUGCCGCAAUCCAGAUCAUAAGCCGAGGCCCUGGUGCUACACUCUUGACCCCAACACCAUCUGGGAGUUUUGUGCAAUUAAACGGUGUGCUCAGAAUGUGGUACCCAAUGUGACAGCAGCGGUAGAAACAACUGAGUGCUUCGAAGGUCAAGGGGAGGGCUACCGUGGAACUGUGAACACCAUAUGGAAUAGGAUUGAGUGCCAGCGCUGGGACUCCCAGUCUCCUCAUCAACACCAGUUCACACCUGAGAACUAUAAAUGCAAGGACCUAAGAGAGAACUACUGCCGAAAUCCAGAUGGAGCAGAGGCACCCUGGUGUUUUACUACCAGCCCAAACACUCGCAUUGGGUACUGUUACCAGAUACCAAAAUGUGAUCUGCCGGGUAGGCAAGAUUGCUAUCGAGGGAAUGGGACCAAUUACAUGGGGAAUCUGGCCCAGACAAGAUUUGGCUUAACUUGUUCGAUGUGGGAUGAAAACAUUCAGGAUUUAAUGAGGCAUCUGCCGAUAUAUAGAGAGCCAGAUGUCAGCAAGCUCAAAAGAAAUUACUGCCGCAAUCCGGAUGACGAUGCCCAUGGUCCAUGGUGCUACACAAAUGACCCUCACAUUCCCUGGGACUACUGCUCUCUAUCGAGAUGUGAAGGUGAUGGGGUUCCUUUGAUGCGCAGCUCAGACUUGCCUGUCAUUCCUUGUGCCUCGACAAAACAACUGAGAGUUGUUAAUGGGACCCCAACUCAACCUGACAAAGGAUGGAUGGUUAGUUUAACAUACAGAAGCAGACAUAUCUGUGGAGGUUCAUUAAUAAAGGAGGACUGGGUCUUGACAGCAAGGCAGUGUUUUCCUUCUCGGUUCAAUUUGAAAGACUAUCAAGCCUGGCUUGGAAUACAUAAUGUGGAAAGAGCACUUGAAGAAAAACACAGACAAGUCCUGAACAUAUCCCAGCUGGUAUAUGGCCCUGAAGGUUCAGACUUAGUAUUGCUGAAACUUUCCAGACCAGCAGUCAGCAGUGAGGCAGUGGGGAUCAUCAGAUUGUCUGUUUCUGGAUGUACCAUUCCAGAAGGGACCACUUGUAGUGUGUAUGGAUGGGGACACACGGGAGACACCUUCUUUGAUGGGGUUCUUCGAGAAGCAAAUAUGAUCAUUGUGGGAAACGAACAAUGUAAUCAGGGUUUUAAAGGAAGGGUGGUCAUGAAAGAGUCAGAAAUGUGUGCUAGAGCUGAGCGUGCUGGCAGUGGAACUUGUGAACGGGAUUAUGGUGGUCCAUUGGUCUGUGAACAAAACAGGAUUAAAAUAGUUGUGGGAGUCAUUGUUCCUGGGCGUGGAUGUGCCAAGCGACCUUCAGUUUUUGUCCGGGUGGCCUUCUACUUCAGAUGGAUACAUAAAAUCUUAAUGACAUACAGAUCAUAGCUGAAUGCUUCAUCCAAGAAAAUGAAUUCCAAUUGUGGGAACGUUUUGGGAAGUAUGAAAUCGAUGUGUAAUAACAAGUCCUCAGUUUUAAAAAAGAGAAGUACUACUACUUGAUAGUCAAGUUUUGUUGAUAUUUAUGGAUGUUCCUCGUUUUGUCUUUUGGUGUUUUUAUAUAUAUGUUGAUUUGAGCUGUGGUUAUAAGCAAGUAGGGGGACUUAUUUCCUGAAGAUACUUGAAUGGAAAAGCAAAAUUGCUGACAUACAAUUACUGGAUUAUGAUGUGUUCUGUGGAUUUAGAAUGUUUGAUUUCUUAUAUAUGCUGCUGGUUAAUUCACCCUGUCCUUGAGACAUAAAUGCCAUUUUAAUUUAAAAUGUUCCUCUUACCUAAGUUAAGCCUCUUAAUUGAUGCAUGAAUUUUUCAACUGGAAAUCUAUCAUCUCCCACUUAAAAGUUAAAUUAAUUACAUUUUAAUCUCCAACAUAAACUUAUUGCAGUUUAGAAGUCAUUAUUAAUAUCAUGUUUGUUUAAUUCAAUACACUUUUGAUGCAUGCAAGUUUGCAGGACUUCAUGGAUGGCUCAACUAGCAUGGGAUGGACUACUCCUGGCAUAUACAUGGGUCUAGGCCCAAAGCAUUCAUUGUACAGGUUCAAGGAGACUUUUUUUUUUUGCUUGUUUUGAAUAGCACAUGGGCAAACUCUGUGGAAACUGAGAUUGUGGUACAGCAUGGAAUGCCUGUUGCUCAGAGGAAACAAGUCAGAAAUCCUACUAGGUGGCCACAUUGGAUUCUGGCCAUUGUUUUGAAUUAGGGCAGAUCUUUGUCUAGAGAUCCAUAGUAGUUCUCUACAGCUCUGGGUUUGUGAAACUAAAUUUUCCAUCUCUUACACCAUGAUGGUAUUGUGUGCAUAAGCAAGAUGUGGAUUCCUACCAAACCAGUCACUCAGUUUAAAAAGCUCUUGGUUUUAAACCAGUUUGAUGAGACUAUAACCAAUGCGGGUGGAUCUACAUGAAUUGAAUUCAAUUUAACAAGGUUAUGGCUCAAGUUGUGAGAUAUUUUGAAAAUGUUAUCCUUUCCCUUUAAACACACACAUACUUAUUUACCUAGAUUCAUAAAAGUACCAGUGAAGUUCACCACUGAAGACUAAAAUGAGGCUGGAAUAGAAAAGUUUGCAUUUUUUUCUCAAGAUUUAUGUACCCUCUCUAUACUAUAUGCAGGCAUUUUGUAUUAUAUGUGCAGAUGUUUUGUUCAGUGUAAUAAAAUGAUGGUAAAAUAUUAUAAACUUCUGCUGUGCAGAAGACAAUAUAUGUUUAUAUAUAAAUAUAUAUAGGGGAGGUUGUUAGACAAUGUGUAAGGAUUUUUAAAGUAUUUGUUCUGAGCAGAAUGGAAUGAGUUGUAUGAACUUUAUAAUUAACACUUCUGUAAUUGCUUGCCUAUUAGGCCGUCUCUGGCCUUCUUCACAUAAUACUUUUCUGUCCCAAUCAUCUACUGGUUCUGAUUCACACAGAAGAAUGAAAUACAUCUAUUUACUUGAAUGGAAGACUAGGUUUACUCCCAGGAGUAUCAUCAAGAAAAAUGGGGGGAGGGGCAUUUUUGCACAUUAGGAACCAGAAUCUAAAAGGAUACUUAGGAUCAUGGCAGGAACUUGUGUUUUGAAAACAGUUUCCUGUCAGGCAUUGGUGGAACUACCGGUACAUUUUAUGUAGCUCUGUGAGUUCAAAGGUGAGCUGUUUUUUAAAGUCCCUCUGUGAUUGCAGAACUAGCCUAUGUCUUUGGAUGUAAAUGUGAAUUAAAAAAUUUUGAUUGCUGGGGACAGAAAAAUGAAUAUGUGAGUUGGCCUUGAUCUCCUUUGUGUAGUGAAGGAAUUUGAACAGCACAUAAAGGGAGAAUGAAUUGUAUUUGGCAAAGAAUUUGUGCUUCAUUUAUUCCUGUGAAUAUUUCUUGUUGGUACCAAUGGUACUUUACCUGCAAGGGUUACAAUUGCAGCACUCUCACAGGUGGACACUAUCAAGCAAGAUAUCAUUACUUGAGGUAGCUUUUCUGGUAAUCCUUAAAAAGUGCAUCAAUGGAAGAAACACUUCUUCUAUGGCUCUGGCUGCUUUAGUAGUUUAAAAUACAGAGCAGAUUCCAGAUACACAUGAGAUCCCGUUAUAUGUAAAAAAAUGGUGUGUGUUUUUGGAUUGUGUCCAUGUUAUUUUAUGGCUGUGCUAAAACUUUUCUCUAGUGGGACUUCUUAGGAUGAGAUACACAGCAAAAGGCAAAACUAAAGCUUAGUUCACACUUAAUAAGGAACUGGUUUAACUAGCCAGGAUUAAUGCAGUUGAACAUGGGGUCACCCCCUAAUUGGGGUGGAUCUAGCAAGUUUUUUUACUCAAAUGUUUCAAGUUCCUCCCUUUAUUACUACCUCCACUCCAUGUUUCAGCUUCCACAAUCCCCAACUGAGCCUUGUUGGGUGGUCAAAUGGUCUCCUAGCAUUUACUUUAGCGGAAUCCAACCCAGUGUGGUUACCUGGGCUCCAUCAAACCAGCAUCUUGAAACUAUGGUUUGAAGUUAAAUUAUUAUCUUAACUGAAGGUUUCCAUAAAAUAUGAACAUGGACAUCCUGGUUCAAAUGUAAUCUGGUCCCCAACAAUGACCUCACACACUUCCAAACUACGAAGAUGCCUGGCCAGACCAGAAUUCAACAAAGCCAGCAUAUUUCCUGCAAUAAAAUCUGGUUAUGAAUGACUUCUGGAUCUAGCCAGAUCCUGACUUCAUAAAUUAAGCAUAAUUUUUUUAAAAAGCCAUCGUUUCUGCACAAAUAUGCACUGAUUCUCACCAUUAAAAAAUACAUGAGGUUCCCACUCAAAAUGACAUUCUCAUAUUGAGUUCCCAAUGUAACUUAAAUGCUAUUGUCAUUAUCUUGCAUUUGCUGUUCCUGCAAGCAUUAGCAAUGAGAUGUAUUGGGCAGGCAAAUCUACAGCAUAAAUAAAUGGUACAUAUGUUAAUAUGGGAUGGAGAAGUCAACAUGUAGCUGCUGCUUUUAGUGGCAGCCCUGUUCUGUCUUAGCACAAAGUAUUUUUGUGCACUUGUAAUGAACAUGGAACUGUAUUAAGAUAAACAGAUAUUAGAGAAAGAAAGCACCAAGUUUUUUUGUGGAAGGUGAAAUUUUAAUUAAAUUCCCAUUGCUUGGAACCCAUUGAACUACUCUGAGUGUAGAAUUUGACUCAAAAUAUGUAAGAAGUGGUUCUAUUCUAAAUAUUCUAAGCAGUUCACAUGGUAAAAACAUAAAACACAAAAAAUAAAACAUUUAUUACUUAGAAAAAAUUAUUAAAGUAGACUUCUAAUAAUUUUAAGUUAUUAACAUUUUAUUUUUUGUGUUUUAGGUUUUUUACCAUGUGAACCAAGAGAAAUGUCAGUACAGAACUAUAUUACCUUUUACAAAAAAAAUUAUUAUAGGUCAGGUGGUCCUCUUGGGAAAAAAUGAAAAGGUUACUGGCAGGAGAGUCUGUUGAUUAUAGGACAUAUCUUGCCAUACUAAAAAUAUCCUUCCUUUUACAUGUUCAUUAGUACAUUGCUACUGUUUGGAAGGUCUUUAUAGCCUCAAUUUCUUCUUGACAGUGCCAGUCUGGUUGAAGGUUGCUGUAAAUGCAACUCUGACUUUUUCUGCAAUAUGCUUCUAUAUAAACAGAUGCCUCCUUUUAAUGCAACAGUUUUGACUUACCAAUAAUACUGUAACUAAGGGCAUCACUACCCAUUAAAGUUGGUAUUUUUGUAUCUUUAUUAUUAUUAAUAAAAUAUUUUAUCAAAA